AUGAGAGGGGAGGGGGAGGAGAGGGGAGGGGGAGGAGAUGAGAGGGGAGAGGAGAUGGGAGAGGAGAUGGGAGAGGAGAGGAGAGGAGAGGAGAGGAGAGGAGAGGAGAGGAGAGGAGAGGAGAGGAGAGGAGAGGAGAGGAGAGGAGAGGAGAGGAGAGCUCCUAUCACUACCCUCCUGACAACCUGUACAGUGCUAACUGUGAUUUUCAACUAGUGUUAGACGGAUGAGCACACACACACACACACACACACACAACCAUACACACACACACAGGAGUACACCACAUCAGUCACUGGCUUCAUCAAUAAGUGCAUCGAUGAUGUCGUCCCCACAGUGACCGUACGUACAUACCCCAACCAGAAGCCAUGGACUACAGGAAAUAUCCGCACUGAGCUAAAGGGUAGAACUGCCGCUUUCAAGGAACGGGACUCUAACCCGGACGCUUAUAAGGAAUCCCGCUAUGCCCUCCGACGAACCAUCAAACAGGCAAAGAGUCAAUACAGGAAUAAGAUUGAAUCGUACUACACUGGCUCUGACGCUCGUCGGAUGUGGCAGGGCUUGAAAACUAUUACAGACUACAAAGGGAAGCACAGCCGCGAGCUGCCCAGUGACACAAGCCUACCAGACGAGCUAAACCACUUCUAUGCUCGCUUCGAGGCAAGCAACACUGAAGCAUGCAUGAGAGCACCAGCUGUUCCGGAUGACUAUGUGAUCACGCUCUCCGUAGCCGAUGUGAGUAAGACUUUUAAGCAGGUCAACAUUCACAAGGCCGCAGGGCCAGACGGAUUACCAGGACGUGUACUCCGAGCAUGUGCUGACCAACUGGCAAGUGUCUUCACUGACAUUUUCAACAUGUCCCUGACUGAGUCUGUAAUACCAACAUGUUUCAAGCAGACCACCAUAGUCCCCGUGCCCAAGGACUCUAAGAUAACCUGCAUAAAUGACUACCGACCCGUAGCACUGACGUCUGUAGCCAUGAAGUGCUUUGAAAGGCUGGUCAUGGCUCACAUCAACAGCAUUAUCCCAGAAACCCUAGACCCACUCCAAUUUGCAUACCGCCCCAACAGAUCCACAGAUGAUGCAAUCUCUAUUGCACUCCACACUGCCCUUUCCCACCUGGACAAGAGGAACACCUACGUGAGAAUGCUAUUCAUUGACUACAGCUCAGCAUUCAACACCAUAGUGCCCUCUAAGCUCAUCACUAAGCUAAGGAUCCUGGGACUAAACACCUCCCUCUGCAACUGGAUGCUGGACUUCCUGACGGGCCGCCCCCAGGUGGUAAGGGUAGGUAACAACACAUCUGCCAUGCUGAUCCUCAACACGGGGGCCCCUCAGGGGUGCGUGCUCAGUCCCCUCCUGUACUCUCUGUUCACCCAUGACUGCAUGGCCAGGCACGACUCCAACACCAUCAUUAAGUUUGCCGACGACACAACAGUGGUAGGCCUGAUCACCGACAACGAUGAGACAGCCUAUAGGGAGGAGGUCAGAGACCUGGCCGUGUGGUGCCAGGACAACAACCUCUCCCUCAACGUGACCAAGACAAAGGAGAUGAUUGUGGACUACAGGAAAAAAAAGAGGACUGAGCACGCCCCCAUUCUCAUCGACGGGGCUGUAGUGGAACAGGUUGAGAGCUUCAAGUUCCUUGGUGUCCACAUCACCAACGAACUAUCAUGGUCCAAACACACCAAGACAGUCGUGAAGAGGGCACGACAAAGCCUAUUCCCCUUCAGGAGACUGAAAAGAUUUGGCAUGGGUCCUCAGAUCCUCAAAAAAUUCUACAGCUGCACCAUCGAGAGCAUCUUGACUGGUUACAUCACCGCCUGGUAUGGCAACUGCUUGGCCUCCGACCGCAAGGCACUACAGAGGGUAGUGCGUACGGCCCAGUACAUCACUGGGGCCAAGCUUCCUGCCAUCCAGGACCUCUAUAUCAGGCGGUGUCAGAGGAAGGCCCUCAAAAUUGUCAAAGACUCCAGCCACCCUAGUCAUAGACUGUUCUCUCUGCUUCCGCACGGCAAGCGGUACCGGAGUGCCAAGUCUAGGUCCAAAAGACUUCUCAACAGCUUCUACCCCCAAGCCAUAAGACUCCUGAACAGCUAAUCAUGGCUACCCGGACUAUUUGCACUGCCCCCCCACCCCAUCCUUUUUACGCUGCUGCUACUCUGUUAAUUAUUUAUGCAUAGUCACUUUAACUCUACCCACAUGUACAUAUUACCUCAACUACCUCAACUAGCCGGUGCCCCCGCACAUUGACUCUGCACCGGUACCCCCCUGUAUAUAUAGCCUCCCUACUGUCACUUUAUUUUACUGUAUAUAUAGCCUCCCUACUGUCACUUUAUUUUACUUCUGCUCUUUUUUUUCUCAACACUUUUUUUGUUGUUGUUUUAUUUUUACUUUUUUUGUUAAAAAUAAAUGCACUGUUGGUUAAGGGCUGUAAGUAAGCAUUUCACUGUAAUGUCUGCACCUGUUGUAUUCUACGCAUGUGACCAAUACAAUUUGAUUUGAUUUGAUUUGACACACACACACACAUACACACAACCAUACACACCACCACACACACACACACACACACACACACACACACACACACACACACACACACACACACGCACGCACGCACGCACGCACACACACACACACACAGAGCACUAGACAGGGACAUGCCAAUAUGAUGGGUGAUAGGACACAUCCCUGUUUACACAGUCACACACAUCCCUGUAUACCCCCCCCCCCCCCUCCCACCACCACCUAGGCAUGGGGGAGUGGUCUCUCUUUACUGCUGAACUGACAGCGAGUGUGUUGCUAUAUUGUGUUACAAUUGGGCGUUAACUCCUCUGUCUCUCCCCUCCAGAUGACCUGUCAGACCAGAGUUCGGGACGGGACACCCCUGCCAGCAGCUCCUCUCGCCAGGGAGUGGGGGAAGUGAUGGAGGAGGGCAAAGACAAGCAAGACAAGAAGAAGAAGCAGACCAAAGGAAAGGAGAAGGAGAAGCAGACCAAAAGGAAAGGAAAGGAGAAGCAGACCAAGAAGAAAGGAUUCGGUUUACUGAGGUGA
Messenger RNA from Coregonus sp. 'balchen', 3054 nucleotides. The record is from the annotation of a GenBank genome assembly. Lineage: Eukaryota; Metazoa; Chordata; Actinopteri; Salmoniformes; Salmonidae.